GAGCCGGAAGGCGUCGAGACUCAGUGCAGGCCCCGCGCGCCCUGGCCAUGGAGUUUCCGGACCUCGGGGCUCACUGUUCGGAGCCCAGCUGUCAGCGUCUGGAUUUCCUGCCCCUGAAGUGCGACGCCUGCUCGGGCAUCUUCUGCGCAGACCAUGUGGCCUAUGCUCAGCAUCAUUGUGGCUCUGCUUACCAAAAGGAUAUCCAGGUGCCCGUUUGCCCACUCUGUAAUGUGCCUGUUCCUGUGGCCAGAGGGGAGCCCCCUGACCGAGCAGUGGGGGAACAUAUUGAUCGUGACUGUCGUUCUGACCCGGCUCAGCAGAAACGUAAGAUCUUCACCAAUAAGUGCGAACGUGCUGGCUGUCGACAGCGGGAGAUGAUGAAGCUGACCUGUGAUCGCUGUGGCCGGAACUUCUGCAUCAAGCACCGGCACCCACUGGACCAUGACUGCUCUGGGGAGGGGCGACCCACCAGCAGGGCAGGCCUUGCCGCCAUCUCCAGGGCUCAAGGCCAGCCUUCCUCAGCGAGCGCCGUCCCCAGCCCGAGUUGGACCGGUCCUGCCUCUACCUCUCCCAGCAGAUCCCUAGCCCCGUCUCUGUCCCAGACCUCUCCGCCAGUGAUCACGCUGCAGAACGGCUUGAGUGAGGAUGAGGCUUUGCAGCGAGCCCUGGAGCUGUCACUGGCCGAGGCGAAACCCCAGGUCCCAAGUUCUCAGGAGGAGGAAGACUUGGCUUUAGCCCAGGCGCUGUCAGCUAGUGAGGCUGAGUACCACCAGCAGCAGGCUCAGAAUCGCAGCAUGAAGCCAUCCAAUUGCAGCCUGUGCUAGGGCCUUGGGCAUGGGGAAGGAAGCUCAACUGAGGACAGCUGUGGCCCUCACUUCUUUAGGGUAUGUGAGGUGCAGAGGCCUGGAGACGCUGGCAUGAGGCACAGGCACAGUGUGGCCACAGGGAGGCCUCUAGAGAGCAUCAGGAGGAAAUACUGGUGGAGUGGAGAUUACAGCAGCCCUGUGGGCCUACAGAGCUGUGGGGAGAGUGGCUGUGCAUGGUUGGGUCCUCUGAGGGGGCUGGCCAGUUACUGUCAUCAGGAUGCCCCUCACAUGGGGGUUGGGUGGCUGUCCUUCCCACCCCCCAGAGAGGGGCCUGGAAUAAGUAAAGGAGCUUGACAAUAU
Suncus etruscus (white-toothed pygmy shrew) is the source of this 1166-nucleotide messenger RNA. It is a transcript of the gene ZFAND2B, whose product is annotated as zinc finger AN1-type containing 2B. Gene Ontology annotation, molecular function: zinc ion binding. The transcript is spliced from 10 exons. The coding region runs from base 48 to 824 and encodes 258 amino acids. Gene Ontology annotation, biological process: protein targeting to ER; proteasome-mediated ubiquitin-dependent protein catabolic process. The record is from RefSeq and is a predicted model, not a curated record. Gene Ontology annotation, cellular component: endoplasmic reticulum; cytoplasm. Lineage: Eukaryota; Metazoa; Chordata; Mammalia; Eulipotyphla; Soricidae.